CCACACGGCAUCAGCGGCUGCAACAAAAAACUCCGCAGUGCAGCUGAUAAGUCCACCGCUUCUCAAGCUUUUGUUGCCUUUGGGAGAUUCAUUCCUUGGACGCCACGUGAGGUGAACGAAAAACUCCUACAGCCAACUCGUUCGCCAGCAUUUCAUGGUGGUGACAAGCGAGUGAAGAAAUAGGCAAAUAGUAGGCGAGGCACAGGCACCCUUCAUCGCUACGAGCAGCAUCGCCAGCAGCGUCAGAUUCAGCAGAAGCAGUAGAGGCAGCAGCAUGAGCAAGCUCGAGAGAUUCCGUCCGCCCGCGCUUCAGUUGCCCGACGAUCUCGAUUCCUCCGCCGCGUCACUCUCCCGCCCCAAGAACCCGCACCCGCUCCUGCCAACCCAGCCGGAUCACUCCCUCGCCAAGGUUCGAUCGCCCGCCACGUCAGCCGCGUGCAACCUCAAACGCAUCGUGCUGCAGCGCUGCCACGUGUGCAACCUGCUAUCCAUCCCGCCCUGUCGCACGUGCCACCUCUUCCUCCCGAGUUCCUUUCCCGCCAAAACCGCCGCUUCCUCCCACCCUCCACCAUCGCAACCGCUACGACUCACCUCAUCCUGCGGCGACGAUUCCUCCCAUCCAGACGACCUAAGCAGCGGCGACGGCACCGAUCUUGCCACGUGGCUAGAUCUCCGCAACUUGCCGUGUCGCAUGAUGGAGCUCGCCUUAUCAAGCUACCCGUCGAAUCCCCAUAACUCCCUCGUUGCUGACCGCCACCGCCGCUUCGAGCCACGAGGAGGUCCGAGCGGCAAGUGCGGAAAAGAUUCACUCCUCCAAGGCGCAACCGGCGAGGGAAGGCUGGGGGAGUGUCAAGCAGCGCACGGGGGAAGUCGCGCGCAGGGCGGAAGCGGAGACAUUACCCCGCAGAGCGGGUGGACUGCUGCGCGCGCCGCCGCUGCUGGAAGCACUUGGGAGCUGCACUCUCUCUGGGAGUGGGCGGGGCAGAUGCUGACGUGGCCGGAGAGCGCGCACGCGCAGCAGGUGCAGUAUACCCGCUCGUUGCGGCACACAGUCACUGCUCCUGCUCGGCUCACCAAUGCGGCCUCCAACCCUAGCCACGAGCAGAGCAGACCCCAAGAGGCUGCGUCGGGGGAAGCGGGCGGAAGAGAACCAGCAGCAGCAACUCACAUGCCCCCCUCUCCCAGGCGAUGCGCGGACGAAUCAAAAGCGGUGGGAUGUGGGGAGGAAGUGAAGGCGAGAGCGGAGGGUGCGGGAUGCAGGGAGAACGGGAACGGGGACGCGACGAGCCCCAUUCUGGUGUGGCUGGAAGAGGCGCGCAGCUUGUUUCUGGGGGAGGGUGAUCCUUGGAGGAAGAUUCCUCGAAAUGGGUGGGGCAAUGUCCAUGCACAUAACGCAGGGCAUGCUGCAGUUGCGUGCGGUGCUAUGAGAUGCAGGACAAGCGUUCCGGUGAAUGGGCGCACGGCACACGUGCAGUGAUGCUAAUGGAGGGAGGGAGUAUUCCGGAGCGAGAUUUUUGUUGGGUUGAGGGGGGGUAUGCAUAAGCGGGGAGGAGGAUGCAACUGGGAACACAUACCAUGCACACGCAGCUGUAUGGUUGUUCUGAUGAACAAGUAGAGGAGUCAAGUGGUUGGUGAAAGGACUUGGAUUUGCAAGCGUAGAAGGGCACGAGAAUGUGUCUUGGUAGGAGUAUUUUUGGAUAAGCAGGUCAUAUGCCAUAGGUGUUUGUGAAAACAUCACAUUCCAUGUAUUUUCCUGUCAAUAUUAGUCCAAUCUAGUUG
Closterium sp. NIES-67 is the source of this 1779-nucleotide messenger RNA. The record is from the annotation of a GenBank genome assembly. NCBI's taxonomy places the organism in Eukaryota, Viridiplantae, Streptophyta, Zygnematophyceae, Desmidiales, Closteriaceae.